AUAAUUGUUUACAAACAACGUGUUGACACAACUUUGUCCAUGAGCCGCCGCAUUUUUAACAUAUAAUAAUUAUCAAUUUGCUUUUUUUAGUUAUUUAUCUACAAAUAUGAUACAUCAAGAAUUGGUGGAUUUCCUUAAAGGACAAGGAGUUUGCGAUAUAUGCCAAUUAAGAUAUUUAAAGGCACGAGGCAACGAAUAUAGAGAUCUAAAGGAGAGCUUUGAAAAGCUGAAUGUGAAAUACGAAACAGAUUCCAGCGAAACGCUUUGCAAAAAACCAAAGCUGGAAGUUUGCCCAUGUUGCUUAGGGCUAUUCUCCCAUAGCUUUCAGUCGCUGCUCAUAGAAAGAAUCCUUAAAACAGACAUUCAAAAAUUUGAAUGUGACGACAUUGUCGUAGCUAUAUGUAUGCCAAUGCUUGUGCAGACAAGACAACUCUCCAUGUGGUAUGCUUUGUUGGAAAAGUUUGGAACACAAAUCGAGAAGGAGCGUGCUCCAGAUGUGCCCUUAAAAGAAGCUGUAAAACUGAUUAUAAAUCCCAUUAUAUGCAAAGAGUUAAAAAAGAAAUAUGAGCCCAAUGGCAAUGGCAUUAUGAUAAACAUACAAUUAUCCCAUAGUCUAGAAGAGGAAAAUCUAAAGCAAUUAAAACAAUUGCAUGAGAAGGCAUUUCCCACACCGCCCAAUGCUAAACGCCAGCCUGUAUCGCGUGGUGUAUUGGAAAAACAAUAUACACCCAAACGACUUAAACCAGAAUUAUUUCAGGAAUUUUUUCCCAUACCACCACCAACAGUAGAUGAUAUAUUGAGCUUAGAGUCUAUGGAGUUGACUGGUCCCACGGUGUUUGUGGCAGGUAGAUAUAGGAAAAUUACAAGGGAAAUGUCGCAUACGCCUUGGGUUUUAAAUGGCAAACGCAUAAUGGAAGACAGCAUUGAGGAAAUAAUAAUAAAAUCGGUAGCCCCCUAUUUCUGUAAUGAUACAACAAAAGUAAUAUUUAUGUCCAGUGGCCGCGAAGAUGUUGAUGUUCGUUGCUUAGGCAAAGGUCGACCCUUUGUAUUAGAAAUUCCCAAUUCCGUUCACACUACUUUGCCGGUAACGGAAGCCUACCGCAUGGAGUGUGAAAUCGAUAAAUCUUUAAAGUUGUCUGUGCGUAAUUUACAAAUGGUUAACAGAGAAGAACUAGUACAUAUAAAAUCUGGCGAAGAGCAAAAGAAAAAAUACUACAGAGCACUGUGCAAACUAAGAGAUCCGGCCACAAUUGAUUUAUUAAGAAAACUAGAUCUACCCGAAGGCUUCGAAAUUCAACAGAAAACCCCUAUAAGAGUCUUGCAUCGUCGACCCUUGCACACCAGACCACGUACUAUUUUUAAAAUGAAAGCAUGGGUCCAUCAAAACGAUACCCGUUUAUUGGUAUUGGAUGUUGUUAGUCAGGCUGGUACCUACAUCAAGGAGUUGGUACAUGGCGAGUUUGGACGGACGACACCAUCAGUUUCAUCUAUCAUUGAACAGCCGGUGGAUAUUUUAGCGCUGGACGUGUUGGCAAUUGAUUUAGAUUGGCCCAAAGAAAUCGACAAUGGCAUUGGGCAGGAAACUAAAUAAAGUUAAAAUACUUGAAAUAUAAGUAUUUAUGUA
This is a messenger RNA of Stomoxys calcitrans (stable fly), 1624 nucleotides long. RefSeq names its product putative tRNA pseudouridine synthase Pus10 (gene Pus10). The record is from RefSeq and is a predicted model, not a curated record. Bases 107 to 1591 code for a protein of 494 amino acids. The transcript has 3 exons. Gene Ontology annotation, biological process: tRNA pseudouridine synthesis. Gene Ontology annotation, molecular function: pseudouridine synthase activity; RNA binding. Lineage: Eukaryota; Metazoa; Arthropoda; Insecta; Diptera; Muscidae.